AUGCUCUAUUGAGGAGACGCCCGUCUGCCGACUCAAAGCUACCGAGGCGGAGGCGGAGGCGGCGGCAGUGGUUGGAACUGGUCGUCCCAAGAGAGAAGACAUAAGGAGAGGGAGAAGGGGAAUGGGGCAGGCGUUGCGGCGAGCUACAGGAAGCGUGCGAGGCGGCCGGCCCGACCCUCCGCCUCCUCCGGUCCAGAGAUCCCCACGGCCGGCCAACGUGGACCCGCCCCACCCCCCUGCUGCCUCCAUUGACGGCCAAGAUCCUCUUGGCAUCGCCGGUGCAGAGGUCACUGAAAGGAUUAAAGAUGAGAGUGGUGUCCUUGAAGAACGGGAUCCAAGAUAUGAUGAAAUGCUUAGACAUAUGCUUGGAAAGAUAACAUCAAGGUCCGGAGGAAAACUAGAGAUGGGUGAGGCUGGCAUAGUUGAAAGAUAUAACAGACCAAUGCCAAAACUUCGUAGUUCCAGAGAAGAAGCUGGAGCAAGUGGGCAAAAACCAUUACCCCCAGGAACACUCUCUGUCGAGCAAGUAUGUCAAAUUAUCCUCCUGCAUCAAGGCAAAGCUGUAGAUCACCCAGGAGUCAUGGAUAUCCAGGACAUUGCUAAUAAGUUUGGAGUUGAUCCUGGUCAGGUUCAACAAAUCACACAAUUUAUGUCACUGCCUCCACAAGAUGGAAAGAGGGAAACACAGUAAUGAGUUGCAGGUAGUGACCAAUUUGUUAAGAUGCUUGACAUUUAUUGUUUCGGAAAGUUGCAUGGGGGUCUUCGCUUUCGAAGAAGGAUUUGCCCUUGGGCUGCAAGGAACUUGAAGAACAAGGUUAUCACCAUCCCAUUUUUUCCAUGUGGCAUACACACUGAGUAAUAGUGAGAACUAAUAGUGAUGAGAUAUUUCACUUAAAUAGAUGAGCCUUUUGCUAUUACUUUUCAGUGAUUGAAUGUGAAUGACACUUUUGGGUGUCAUGCUGUUAUCUUGAUUUCUGCUAAUAAGUAAGCCAUGGAUAAUGAAUUGAAUAAGAUGAUGUAUUCCAUAUCUAAUUUGAGUCUGUUGUCUUGUUCCAAGUCCUUUGUCUCGGAUUAUGUGUUUCGACAGUAAAAGUUGUACUGGAGCCGAUGUUCUCGUUGAAA
Musa acuminata subsp. malaccensis (wild Malaysian banana) is the source of this 1122-nucleotide messenger RNA. RefSeq lists its product as uncharacterized. The record is from RefSeq and is a predicted model, not a curated record. Lineage: Eukaryota; Viridiplantae; Streptophyta; Magnoliopsida; Zingiberales; Musaceae.